This is a messenger RNA of Phodopus roborovskii (desert hamster), 5085 nucleotides long. It is a transcript of the gene Muc4, whose product is annotated as mucin 4, cell surface associated. The transcript has 27 exons. The record is from RefSeq and is a predicted model, not a curated record. Gene Ontology annotation, biological process: cell-matrix adhesion. Bases 51 to 5036 code for a protein of 1661 amino acids. NCBI's taxonomy places the organism in Eukaryota, Metazoa, Chordata, Mammalia, Rodentia, Cricetidae.
CCUCUACUCAGGAAUUUGGGACAUCUUCUCAGAACCACCAGAGUGAAAGCAUGGAGACCAGCAGCACACCUCAAACCACCCUCACAGAGGUGACCACACCCACCCCUUCACCCUCUCCAAAUACACGCACUCAGACACAGUCAGAAAGAGCCACUCCAUAUACCCACACCAUGAGCAGUUCACUUCCAAGUACACCCUCUACAGAAUCUACCUCAGAGAAUACAGGACACACAACUGCAAUAGUUACCCAAAGCUCAGCACCAGCCUCCACAGAGGACUCAAUGACACCCUCAGCACAGGAACUGUCCACAGUGCCUACACUCAGCACCUCUACUCAGGAAUUGUCAACACCUUCUCAGAACCACCAGAGUGAAAGCAUGGAGACCAGUAGCACACCUCAACCCACCCUCACAGAGGUGAGCCCACCUACUCCUUCACACUCUCCAAGUGGCUCAAGUCCUGCACAGUCAGGGUCCAAAGUGACAUCAUCUCCAGUUCAAGCAACAAACCCAUCCUCUUCUAGUGUGACUAAUAGAUCUCCAGCCACAUCAGAGAUGCUAACCACAACACCCUCUACAGCCUCUUCCCCAGGAAGCACAACUUCAUGGAUUACCCAAAACUCUGUAACUGCUACAGAAAUCUCAAUGACAUCUUCAGCACAGGAACUGUCAACAGUGUCAACACCCAUCAAAUCUACUGGAGAUUUGUCAACAUCUUCUCAGAACGACCAGAGUGAAAGCAUGGAGACCAGCAGCACACCUCAAACCACCCUCAUAGAGGCGUCCACACCCAGUCCUUCACACUCCCCAAGCGGCUCAACUCUUGCACAGUCAGGGUCUCAAAACGACCAGAGUGAAAGCAUGGAGACCAGCAGCACACCUCAAACCACCCUCACAGAGGUGACCACACCCACCCCUUCACCCUCUCCAAGUGUCUCGACUCCUGCACAGACAGGGUCCCAGGUGACAUCAGUUGAAACAACCAACCCAUCCUCUUCCAGUGUGACCAACACAUUCCCAGCCACAUCAGAGAAGCCAACCACAGCACCAUUUACAGACUCUGCUCCAUGUUACCAACAGAUCUCUAGCCACACCAGAGGUGCUAACCACAGCAGCCUCUACAGUCUUCACCUCAGGAAAUACAGGGCAUACAUCUCCACAAAGUUCCUCCUCUGUGACUACUGGGGUGCCAAUGACAAAUUUGCCCAGUGUCCCGUCAACAUUGUCAACACCCAUCACCUCUACUCCUUCUCCCUCCCCGAUUACCCUUCUACAGCCACAUCAGAUGUAUUCAGUGCUACAUAUGCCACUUCAGUAAACACAGUGCAUACACCUACACAUGCAUCUGGGAGCCCCGGUGUUGUCACAUCAAGAGACUCAACUCUAGCUGCACAAUCAACAAUCCUAGCGGACAGCACCUCUACUCUGCCAUCAUCUACACAUUCUCAGAGUCACCACAGUACAAGCAUGACCACCUCCAGCAUAUCUCAAACCAGCACCCUCACAGAGAUGACCACACAAAGCCAUUUGUCCUCUUCGCCUGGACCUAAUAUGACAGACAUCCCCUCUCAUGGAACAUCCUCCUCAGGAAUGACCACAAGCUCCCUGAAGACAGACAGUGACAGAGGCACAUCACUCUCUGUUACCUCCGUGACCUUUACCGCUCCCAGCUCAAGCACAGCCUCCAGGUCAACAGUAUCCUCACUCCCUAGUUUCUCAGAGCAGGGCAUUUCCCUCUUCCCCUACGGGACAAGCCCUCAAGUUGGAGACCAGCAGUUUUUUGCCAGGACUGUGGAUUUCACCUCCAGGCUCUUUAAGCUCCAGAUUGGCUUUCCGCUUGGCUCCUCUCUGCGGGAUUCCUUCUACUUCACAGAUAAUGGCCAGAUCAUUUUCCCAGAGUCAGACUACAGCAUCUUCUCCUACCCCAACCCACCUCAAAGUGGCUUCACGGGAAAGGAACGUGUAGCCAUGGUGGCCCCAUUCUGGGGUGAUGCUGAUUUCUCUAGCUCCAGGGGAGUCAUAUUUCACCAGGAAUACAACACACUUUAUGGUGAAAACAUUGGGCUAGUCCGGGAGGUGGAGACUUUGAUUAAUGAGUUCACAGGUGACUGGACCUACAAAGCCAAGUGGACACUGAAAGUCACCUGGGUUAACGUUCCUGCCUAUCCUGCCCAGUGGAGCUAUGGGACCAAUACCUACCAAGCCAUCCUCUCCACAGAUGGGAGCAGUUCCUAUGCCCUGUUUCUCUACCAGAGUGGAGGGAUGCAGUGGAAUGUGAUCCAGGGUCUGGGCAACCAAGUCCUCAUGGGCUUCUCCAGUGGAGAUGGGUAUUUUGGAAACAGCCCGCUGACAUUCCAGCCAGCCACGGAGAAGUACCGUCCAGAUCGAUUCCUGAAUUCCAAAUUAGGCAUCCGGGGGGUGCAGGUCUACAGGCUACAUAAGGAGGUGAGGCCCAACUACCGACUCAAAUGUCUAUGGUGGCUGAACAACCAACCUCCGAGGCCCAGCUGGAGCUGGGGCUGGAGCCAGCUUUCCUGCCCUUGCUCCUGGCAGCAGGGACUAUGGGACUUUCGGUUCUGGCGCAUGACAGGUUGGUGGAAUAGCGGUAGCAGGCAGUUAUGCAGCUUCUCCUCCUGGAGAGGUGGGGUGUGCUGCAGCUACGGCCGCUGGGGAGAGUUUCGAGAAGGCUGGAGGAUGCACAGUCUUUGGCAGUUUGAACAGGAACAGGAGGCACAGAAAUGGUGCUGCCACCUCAACGACAAGCCCUCCUUCUGUGUCCAGUACCAUCACAGGCGGCCCCGCGUUAGCUGUGCUUGGUACAGGCCCCCACGGUUCGCUUGGACAUAUGGCGACCCCCACAUCACCACUCUGGAUAAUGCCACUUACACAUUCAAUGGGCUGGGGGAUUUUCUGCUGGUCCAGGCCCAGGACACAAACUCCUCCUUCCUGCUGGAGGGCCGCACUGCCCAGACCGGCUCUGCCAAGGCCACUAACUUCAUUGCCUUUGCUGCUCAAUACAACACCAACAGCUUGGCUUCUCCCAUCACAGUUCAAUGGUUCCUGGAACCCAAUGACACAGUCCGAGUUCUACUCAAUAACCAGACUGUAGCCUUUAACACCAGCCAGACGGAUGAAGGCUUGCCAAUGUUCAAUACCACUGGGAUCCUCCUGACUCACAAUGGCUCCCAGGUCUCAGCCAGUUUUGAUGGGACAGUGGCCAUCUCUGUGAUUGCUCUUUCCAACAUCCUCCAUGCCUCCACCAGUCUCCCAGAGGAGUACCGCAACCACACGAGGGGGCUCCUGGGAGUCUGGAAUGACGAUCCAGAAGAUGACUUCAGGAUGCCCAACGGCUCUACCAUCCCCCGAAACAGCUCUGAGGAGACCAUUUUUCACUAUGGAAUGACAUGGCAAAUCAAUGGGACAGGCCUCCUCGGGCUAAGGACAGACCCUCUGCCUUCCAACUUCACCCCCAUCUUCUUGUCACAACUGUUGAGCACCUCAAAUGAAAGCAUGACCUUGGGCUGCAAGGGAGAUGUACAAUGCGUGUUUGAUGCCCUGGCCACAGGAAACGCAACCACGGGACAAAACACCAACGCAAUCCUUAAAACAUUCCAGCAUGUGAAUGGCACCCUCAACCAGUACCCGCCCUCUGUCAACUGCCCCAAUGAAAUUCGAGCCUACAAGGGGAAGACAGAGAUCAUUGAGAUCACCAGCAACUCUAAGGAUGUCACAUUCAACCUCACCAACCAGUGCAGUGGCUUUAAACUCCUCGAAAAUGGAAGUUUGCAGUGGACACCAACACUUCCAGAAGUGUGUAUCCUGGAGAUUCUAGCAACAGAUGCGAGGACUAACUUGUCAUCCAUACUCCAGCCCAGGACUGUGGCUUGCUUCUGCAGUGUGGAGAGCCAGUGUUUCUACAGUGAGACCAGCAGGGAAGGCAAUGCUUCCCUUGAGGUGACGAGCUGCAAGUGUGAUGGGGACACGUUUGGCCGCUUCUGUGAACGCUCCAAGAACCACUGUGAAGAGCCAUGCUUCCCAAAUGUGUCCUGCAUUCCUGGGAAGGGCUGUGAGGCCUGCCCUCCAAACAUGACUGGAGAUGGGCGUCACUGUGCAGCUCUAGAGGACUCUUUAGUCUGCCAGAACCAUUCCUGCCCUGUGAAUUACUGCUAUAACCAUGGCCACUGCUACAUAUCUGGGGCUCCAGACUGCCAGCCCACUUGCACCUGCCCGCCAGCCUUCACUGAUAGCCGCUGCUUCCUCGCUGGGAACAAUUUUACUCCCACUGUCUAUAAAGAGCUGCCCUUCAGGACCAUCGAGCUCUCACUCAGAGAAAACGAAAAUGCCUCCCGAGCUGACGUCAAUGCCUCGGUGGCAUACAGGCUAGAGACCCUGGACAUGCGGGCUUUUCUCUGGAACAGCCUAGUGGAACUGACAGGGAUCUCUCUCUCAGCACAGUCCUCCAACAAGCCAAUUCAACACUGGCGGGUCGUCUCCAACUUCCAGUACCGUCCCAGGGGCCCGGUCAUCCAUUUUUUGAACAACCAUCUGAUAGAUGCUGUGGUGGAGGCCUUCCUCCUCCAGACUCAGACGGGGAGGCAGAAGAAGAGCAGUGAGGAAGCCAGGAAGGAUGUCACCUUCUUCCCCAUCUCCAGGGCCGAUAUCCAAGAUGUGACGGCUUUGAACCUAAGUAUGCUGAACAAUUACUUCCUGUGUGAGGGCUACAAGAACUAUAGCCUGGUCUACAGCCCCCAGAACGGUGUCACCUGCGUGUCCCCAUGUAGUGAGGGCUACUGUCACAAUGGGGGCCAAUGCCAGCACCUACCAGAUGGGCCCCAAUGCAGCUGUGCAUCCUUUACCAUCUACACAUCCUGGGGCGAACACUGCGAGCACCUAAGUGUGAAGCUUGGAGCGUUCUUUGGGAUCCUCUUCGGGACCUUGGGUGCCCUCCUGCUGCUGGGGAUCUCGGCAUUUGCAAUCUUUCACUUCUGUGGCUGCUCCUCAAACAAGUUCUCCUACCCUUUGGAUUCAGUACUGUGAGGCCUUGCUUUGGAUGGGCAGCUGCAUCUAGGAUACCUCAGGACCCACC